CCAGAGUCAAAUCACUUCUCUCCAUAUCAUUCCGGGUGACAUGAAUCAGACUGAGGCUCGACAAGCUUGCAGAGAAAAUUACACCGACCUCAUCACUGUGUACUCUGAUGAAAACAACACUGAACUUGCUAAACUGGUGAUAAAGGAUGGUGUGGGUUCUGGCUGGAUCGGACUCUCUCGCAAUAAUUUAAGUGAGAAAUGGUCUAAUGGUGAUCCUGUAACAUUCAGAAAUCUGACAGGGGAUUGUGGGACAUCGAGCUGCUGUGCUACUAUGAAGGCCGAUGGUUCAUGGGAAAGUCUUCAGUGCACAGUGACAAGAUAUUUCAUGUGCUAUGAACAAGGUAACUUUUGACCUAUUAUACAUUUAUGAUGUAGAUCUGUACUUAUUGUAAUAUUUCUGUCUGACAGGCUGUGUAUUCUUUUAUGUCUUUAGAUGCUACCUCACCGACUCGUAAUUAUCAUCUAAUCCUUGAGAAUAAGACCUGGUAUGAAGCUCAGCAUUACUGUAGACAGAGAUACACUGACCUGGUCAGCAUCAGAGAUCAGCAGCACAAUGAAGAGGUGAUGAUUAAAGGGUUAAACAGCAGCACACCCUUCUGGAUCGGCCUGCUGUGUGAUGACUGGCAGUGGAUUGAUGGAGGAAUCUCUGCCUAUAGAAACUGGCAUUGGCAGAGCUGUGAACCUUAUCCAUCACCACACAACUGUGUAGUACUGAGUGGAGAGAGAUGGUACUCAUGGCUAUGCAAUAAUUCAUAUCCUGCUUUGUGCUACUAUAGUUACAUCCAUGUGAGUGAAGAGGCUCUGAGCUGGGAGGAAGCGCUGGAUUACUGUGAUAAAGAGAACAGAACUGGAUUGUUGCAGAUUGAGUCCGAACAUGACCAGACUGAUGUGGAGAAUGAGCUCAGAAGGAGGCGUGUCUCUGAGCCUGUGUGGGUGGGGCUUAGACAGAGCCAGCUCUUCGGGUUCUGGAUUUGGCCCGAUGGGAAAGCUGUGUUUCCGUACUCCAACUGGGAUGAAGGGAAACAGCCUGAGCAUCAACUCUCUCAGCACUGCGGUGCCGUCGUUCCACAGAGCUACAGAUGGAAAGACAUGAACUGUGAGGCUCAGUACAAAGCUCUGUGUCACAUCAGAUGUUCUCCAUGAACCCACUAUACAUUCAUUUUAUAUAUUUAUCAAUAGUUUUUUUUUAUAUUUGAAUGCAUUCUUUAUAUAUAUUUAUUGGGGUUUUUUUUCUAUCCCAUCACAUACGUAAUUAUUCAUAAUAAUGAAUUUAAUUUAAAGCUUAGAGACAACAUGGUUAUUUGUGGGAAAAUUUUAAUAUAACUACGCUGAUAGAAAUAUGAAUUCUUGGAAAAAAAAUGAGAUCCAAUGCAUUUACAUUUCUAACCAUUUUAAACAUUAUAUAUUAACUUACAUGUGAAACUCACAUAGUGUAAUGAGUCUGUCUGUUUUCCUUUGUUUCUGUCUGCUGUCAUUCCCUGCUGUUAAUUGUUGGCCCCACCCACUUAUUUGUUACCAUGGACAUUAAUUGCACUCAAUCUCUUCCCCAGGUGUUUUGUCCUAGUCUUUGAUUGUCUCCGCCUUGUGAUUGGUUCUUGUUCACUAUAUCUACUCUGUUUGUCCACUUCCCUGGUGUUAGUUGUUGUUGGUGUAGUAUGUUAUCUGGUUAUGUCCCUGUUCCUGUGCCGCUCAGUGUUCUGCCCUGUUUUUGCCUGCCUAUCUGUUUGUUUCUUAUUUUGGUUUAGUAAAAGUUCAAACUGCACUUGGAUCCUCACUCGCCUUUGUCUCUU
Molecule: messenger RNA, 1790 nt
Organism: Tachysurus fulvidraco (yellow catfish)
Lineage: Eukaryota; Metazoa; Chordata; Actinopteri; Siluriformes; Bagridae
Product: lymphocyte antigen 75-like
Exons: 2
Coding region: 424-1143 (239 amino acids)
Source: RefSeq, a predicted model, not a curated record